AGAAUGUCUUUAUAUACAACGUUCACAGCUUUCUUGUCAUUAGACAAUACAAACAUGUUUUCUCUUGAGGUUACUCUUGAAAGAGCGACAUACAGUUGGCCAUGUGAAAAACAGUCAACGCUCAAAUCUAAGCCUGCAACGUUGAAGGUUUGACCCUGCGAUUUAUUAAUGGUCAUUGCAAAAGAUGUCUUUACCGAAAAUUGUAAACGUUUAAAUUGGAAUGGUAAAUCCGAUGGUAUCAUAGGGAUUCGGGGAAUCAAUACAUCUUCUCCGGUACCACAUCCUAUAAAACCAAGAUGUGUAUAUGUGUGUCUUAAUAGACGAAUGCCUACAAAUAUGGACAAUUCGAUAAUAACUAAUUUGCUUCCAGCUAAAAACCAAUGUAAAAACUAAGGCAAAAGCGGCUGAACAAACACAAAAUAUCUUGCUCUAAAAUGGGGACAGCAAUGGGGAAAAAUGGGGGACACUUUUUAGAUGCACUGCCCUCUCAGGGCACCCUACACGUUGUUAUGCUUGGCCUUGAUUCAGCCGGAAAAACUACGGCUCUUUAUAGAUUGAAAUUUGAUCAGUAUUUAAAUACAGUACCUACAAUUGGAUUCAAUUGCGAAAAGAUGCACCGAUGGCAUUCUGUUCGUGGUUGAUUCGGUGGAUGUAGAGCGAAUGGAGGAAGCUAAAAUGGAACUUAUGCGAACAGCCAAAUGCCCCGACAAUCAGGGUGUUCCUGUUCUAAUACUGGCAAACAAGCAAGAUUUACCUGGUGCUCGUAACCCUAAGGAAUUAGAAAAAUUAUUAGGUCUACAUGAACUUUUAUACCCAGCGGUACAUUUACAAAGUAUAUGUGCUAGCUCAUCGUCAACAGGGAAUAUUGUGGGCUGCAGCAGCAGCAGUACAAGCACUAUUAAUACCUUCAGUAGAAGUAUGACGCCAACGUCACAGCACAGUAAAAGCUUUGGAUAUAGUGGAGAAAGUGGUUUCUCUAAAGAUGGUUUAACAAGAAAUUUAAAAAUUCAGUUUUCUGCAUCGUCCUCGACUGCGGCAGCUACAUCAAAUCCAGUAGGAAAUGAGUCGGAGCAUUAUCUGAACGACGAAUUUAGCAACACGGGCGAGAGACAUACAUCUUCGAUGCUCAAUAAAACUACUCAAGACAAAAAUUUAACAUAUGAAUCUUCACCAUCAUCCGUGGUGACAACACCUACGGCUACAGCUUCCAAUACGCUGUUUCUACAAAAAAAGGCAACCAAAACCACCAGUUAUUCUGCAGCAUUACAUCAAUUCAAAGGAUGGUAUAUCCAACCAGCCUGUGCCAUUACUGGAGAAGGUCUGCAAGAGGGCUUAGAAGCACUUUAUGAAAUGAUUUUAAAACGGCGGAAACUUAAUAAAACAUUUAAGAAAAAACGGUAAUAUUUCUGUACAUACUGUUUCAAAUAUUUCUGACUGUUCUGGCUUUCUUAUACCCAGUGUUAUACGACGAAGCACAUUUAUGUUAAAUUUUUUGAAUAUAAAACUUUGUUGAAAAUUUUAUUUGACGGUGUAAAUUGCAGUGAUAUAAAUGUAUAUAUUGUACGUAAGAAAUCUUUUGUUAACUUACUUUUAAAGAGCAAGAUCUGUAAUAUUAAAGAAGAAAAGCUUUUA
This is a messenger RNA of Rhagoletis pomonella (apple maggot), 1632 nucleotides long. It is a transcript of the gene Arl4, whose product is annotated as ADP-ribosylation factor-like protein 4C. NCBI's taxonomy places the organism in Eukaryota, Metazoa, Arthropoda, Insecta, Diptera, Tephritidae. The record is from RefSeq and is a predicted model, not a curated record. Gene Ontology annotation, molecular function: GTP binding; GTPase activity. Gene Ontology annotation, cellular component: cytoplasm. Gene Ontology annotation, biological process: intracellular protein transport; vesicle-mediated transport.